Molecule: messenger RNA, 213 nt
Organism: Zychaea mexicana
Lineage: Eukaryota; Fungi; Mucoromycota; Mucoromycetes; Mucorales; Lichtheimiaceae
Exons: 1
Source: RefSeq, a predicted model, not a curated record
AUGCCAACAACCACUUUUUGCCCGCCACACCCAGCAUUACUCAUACCCGAAAUUGUGAGCCACAUCCUAGCGUUUGUUGCUCCCGACUCCACAGCAACGACGAAAAAGAGGGCUUUUGUUGGAUUGCUACAGUGUUUGCGAGUGAAUCAACUGUGGCACGAUUGCGCAGCGCGACUCCUAUGGCGCGACGUUUCUUUUGACGAAUCGAAUUAC